Cyphellophora europaea CBS 101466 is the source of this 885-nucleotide messenger RNA. RefSeq lists its product as uncharacterized. Bases 1 to 885 code for a protein of 294 amino acids. NCBI's taxonomy places the organism in Eukaryota, Fungi, Ascomycota, Eurotiomycetes, Chaetothyriales, Cyphellophoraceae. The record is from RefSeq and is a predicted model, not a curated record. The transcript has a single exon.
AUGGCCGCCUCUAUCGAUGCCCACGGUCUCAUGGCCACCAAUGGUUUCUUAUUCGGAUCACUCAGCUCAAGUUCUAGCGAGUCAGGCGAUCCGGAGGUCGACUCUCAGACCGCUCAAGAUAGCGGCAUUGAUGUUGGAGACAAGGCUUUUCGCUUCAUGAACCUGCCUGCCGAGCUUCGCAUGCGCAUCUACCGUGUCAUCAUCUCCCAACGAAGUCGAAUUGCUCUUGAUCCUCGCAACAUAUCUAAUCCAGGCGCGUUCGUCGGUACGAAAUCAUCCCGCCGAUUCAUCCCUCUCCUCAAAGUCUCCAAGACCGUUCACGCCGAAGUUAUCCCACUGCUGUAUGGCGAUAACACGUUCUGUCUGAUUCAGCCUCUGGUCAGCAACCGAGCCCUCUCAUUCAUUGGCAAUUUGGCCCUCGCCAGCCUCCAGAAACUUGAGGUUCGGGUCACUGAUGGUCUGGUCGAUCUGGGCGCCAUCUGGGAUACUCUGAAGAGCGACUGCAGCUCUCUGAGCCAGCUGAAGCUGGUCUUCUAUCACGACGAGGAGAACUGGAUGAAGACCCUGACUGACCUCGCACUUAUGCCGAAGCCGAAGCCCAAGCUUGACCUGCAGCUCUACACCAGCAUCUGGGCCGAGCCUACCGAGUCCGCCAUCUCCAUCCGUAAGAAUAUUGAUGACCAUUUUGUGGCUGCAGAACGCCGUCGCAAGAUCCUUCGCUAUGCUCCGUUGCCUAAGCUCGCUCUGAUCACCAUUGCGGCAUCGGUCCCUGGGACUGCUGCAUUUGCCCUUGUCACCUACAGCCGCGUUGGCAAAGGUUCUUUCGAGCCAAAGAUCGACAAGGAGAGCGAUAAGCGGACUUGUCUGCGCUGGAAGGAGGCUUGA